UGGGACGGUGGCCAGACCUGGCGGCAUGUUCUGCUACCACUGCCCCCCGGGUCUUCCAACGCCACGGUUACCACCCACCCUCGAGUACCCAUUCGCCGCCACUCACCCCUAUACCAGUUACUCGGCGUAUCAUCCAGCCUUGCACGGAGUCGGCGAGGAUUCUUUCGUGAGACGAAAGCAAAGAAGGAACAGGACCACGUUCACUCUUCAGCAACUCGAGGAACUAGAGUCAGCGUUUGCACAGACACAUUACCCGGAUGUUUUCACGAGAGAGGACCUGGCGAUGAAGAUUAACCUCACCGAAGCCAGAGUUCAGGUAUGGUUUCAAAAUCGUAGAGCAAAGUGGAGGAAAAGCGAGCGUUUGAAGGAAGAACAGAGGAAAAGAGAAGGUAACGGAGGAGCUGGUGCAUUGGAAACGACAGGUCUGGCACCACCAACGUCUUCAUCGGCAGGUCCAAGUCCCACAGGACACGAUCCUGAAGGAACAACAAGCAGCAGUGCCCCGGACGCGGAGGACGCUGGCCCAGAUGGAGCUGGCGGGUCGAGGAGCCCCAGCACGACUUCCGCGUCGGUCAGUCCGCGGCCUCAGCAGAGUCAGCCGUCCCUGGGUGGCGUCUCGACGCCACCGCCAACCCCCAUAAGGGCGCCACCGCCACCACCUAGCACCGUGGGGGGUCUCGGCCCACCCGGCGAGAGCGCUCCCGGAUUGGCAGCGAGUUUCAGGCCAGUCGAGCCACCCACGUCUCUGUUCUUCUCGCCGCAUUUGGCAGCGCAGUUUUCUCCGCCUCUGUUUGGCAAUAAGGUGGUCAGUAGCGCGCCAACAUCCCUAACCUCGACGACCCCGUCGCUCUGGACCUCGAGCGACCAUCGACCUGGAAGCUUGCAGGACAUGUUGUCCUGGUCACCAGCCGGAUGGCCAGGUUCCCUGUGCGGCUGCUGUAAGCCUGGAACCGGCGAUCUCCACAGAAACAGCAGCUUGGCCGAGUUGAGGAGAAAGGCUCAGGAACACUCGACUGCUUCCGCGCUCCUUGGCGGGCUGGCCGGCUUUCCCGGAGGUCUGCCAUUGCCGUUGCCUCUGCCGUUGCUGCCACCGUUGCUAGGACUGUCCAGGAGGCCUGAACACCAUCAUCAUCACUUGCCAAGCAUGGUACACCAAAUACAACCGACCACGAAAGAGGAUCCCUAGGAUCGCGUGCAGCGCUCGUCGCUCCUUGAUACUGGGCAUGUAUUUGUUUCAAGACGUUGGUCCAUGUUUCUCCUCUUCUCUUAUGGUUUCCAUGAUUUGAUUUUACUUAAGGGAGCGUUUUCCUAUUUGGUGCCGUCGAUUCUAAUCGAUACUGACGUCGAGUGGAAGAUUGUUGCGUGAUUAUAGAUCAAGGGCUUUCGAAAUUUUGUAGUCCUGUAUCUCGGUCGGUUUUGUACAAUUGUUUCUAUCAUUCUUUUUUUUUUUCAAUUUUCAACUUUCAUAUGCCGGGGGUUUAUAUUGUUGUACAAGUAUAUGUUUGUACUGUUCCAUUCGUACGAAAGGAAAAAUUAAAGAUGAAAUUAAUUUGUAUAGAAGCGGUUAUCUUGUGAACUAGAGUUGUUAAAGAAGCUUUUUUAACAAAACGGCAACUGUAUAAAAAAAAAUUCAUUAAAUAUAUAACUUGCCCAGGCGAUAAAAAUGACUAUUAAUGUUGACACAGUUCCAGAACGUAAGAUAGUCACUUUUGUAUAGAUCAAAUUCACUUUUUGUAUUUUCUCCUUUCAGAUAGAUACAACAACGAUAAAUCGUGGCAGAUAUUAAAAAUGUACACUGCAGAAAAUUGCGAUUAUUACAAUAGUAAUAAUUGUAUAAAAGUUACAUUAUAUUGUUUUCAAACAUGCUUGAGGUAUAAAAAAUUUCGAUCUAUAACAAUCUAACAAUUUUCUAUCCGAUACGUCGUUUAAAUCGACAGAUCCAAAUGAAAGUACUCUCUUAAGAAUGACAAUAUUGCGGGAGAACUUUUCAAGACGAUGAGGGGCUUCGAAGUUUGGAAAUUAAUGAUUUUACGUGAGAUAGUAGAGCAUGGUUGAUGAAAUUAGUGGGUGGUUGUUAACUUUAAGAGUAAUUUUCUUUCUUUCCUUUUUUGUUUUUUUUUUUUUUUUUUUCGUUAAAGUUGAUGAAUCUUUGUUACACGCUGUUGAGUAGUGGUUUUCGUAGAUGAUAAAUUUUAUAUUUUUGUGCAACACACGUACGAAACGAAAUCGGAGUAAAAGAAAAUUAUGAAAAAAAAACCUCUGGUAAUGAUGGAAACAUUGAAAUACCACGUCGGAACGUGCCUCCUCGAUUAAUGUUUAAUCAAGCGACUGUGAAGGAAAUUGAGAAACGAAACAAGGGAAACAUUUUUAAUCGUAUCAAAAGCAUAGCGAUUUUCAAACGUUUGCCAUCUUGAAAAAAAGCCACUUAAAUCGUUAAUUUUCUUCAAUUCUCAUACAUUCGUUUUACGAAUAUUUUUAUUCGUUCGUUUAAAAAACUCAGUGUUCAAUCAAAAGAUAAGGUGUCUGCUAAUUAAACGAGUUUAGUCCAUUAAGGACCAACCAGUAAUUUAUAAUAAUAUUAUAGACAAACUAGGCGCAUUUAUGGGAUUUCUGGAAGUACAAAAAUUUACAAGAAUAAAAUGAAAUAUUGAUUCAAUAAGUAGGCUAUGAUUGAUUUAAUAAGGUUUCAUUUCUUUAA
This is a messenger RNA of Frieseomelitta varia, 2698 nucleotides long. RefSeq names its product paired mesoderm homeobox protein 2B (gene Drgx). The transcript has 5 exons. Gene Ontology annotation, molecular function: RNA polymerase II transcription regulatory region sequence-specific DNA binding; DNA-binding transcription factor activity, RNA polymerase II-specific. Gene Ontology annotation, biological process: regulation of transcription by RNA polymerase II. The record is from RefSeq and is a predicted model, not a curated record. Bases 26 to 1186 code for a protein of 386 amino acids. NCBI's taxonomy places the organism in Eukaryota, Metazoa, Arthropoda, Insecta, Hymenoptera, Apidae.